Messenger RNA from Armigeres subalbatus, 1867 nucleotides. RefSeq lists its product as uncharacterized. The transcript has 4 exons. Gene Ontology annotation, cellular component: preribosome, small subunit precursor; cytosol; nucleus. Lineage: Eukaryota; Metazoa; Arthropoda; Insecta; Diptera; Culicidae. The record is from RefSeq and is a predicted model, not a curated record. Bases 165 to 1808 code for a protein of 547 amino acids. Gene Ontology annotation, molecular function: protein serine/threonine kinase activity; ATP binding. Gene Ontology annotation, biological process: maturation of SSU-rRNA; protein phosphorylation.
UCUCGACAUCAGAAUCCAUAAACAAACGCUCGCACGAGGUUUGUUCGUCAAAAACAAAAUCAGUGAUUUUUUGCGCAGUUCUUUUAUUUUAAUCGCAAAUAUCUUCAUUUUUAUGGAAGGAUUAUAACCGAUUUUUGUGAAAUAACUUGAAGGAAAAUUCCGAGAUGGGAAAACUAAACGUGACCGUCCUACGGUACCUGAGCAAGGAAGAUUUUCGUAUUCUCACUGCCAUUGAAAUGGGUAUGAAAAACCACGAGUUGGUACCAGGGGCACUGGUUGCGGCCAUUGCCAGCUUGAAAGCCGGAGGUGUGCACAAAUUGCUGCGUGAAUUGUGCAAACACAAGUUGCUUUCGUACGAACGUGGAAAGAGAUAUGACGGUUAUCGUCUGACGAACACCGGAUACGAUUAUCUGGCACUCAAGUCGCUGACGCUGAGAGGAUCGGUAUCCGGUUUCGGGAAUCAAAUUGGAGUGGGAAAGGAAUCCAACAUCUACACGGUGGUCAACGAGGAAGGAAAGCCGCUUUGUUUGAAGCUUCACCGUUUGGGGCGGAUAUGUUUCCGGAAUGUGAAGGAGAAGCGAGAUUAUCACGGCAAGCGCCACAAGAUGAGUUGGCUGUAUUUGUCGCGCAUUUCGGCUACGAGAGAGUUCGCCUACAUGAAGGCACUGUAUGAUCGAGGGUUUCCCGUCCCGGAACCGAUCGAUUUCAAUCGACAUUGCGUGAUUAUGGAACUGGUUGACGGGUAUCCGUUGACGAACAUAUGCGAAGUGGGUAACGUGGAAGCGCUUUAUGAUGAUUUGAUGAAUUUGAUUGUGCGGCUGGGCAACUGUGGCGUAAUUCAUGGGGAUUUCAACGAGUUUAACGUUAUGAUAACGGAGGACCAAAAGCCAGUGUUGAUUGAUUUCCCGCAGAUGGUGUCGACUUCACACCCGAACGCUGAAAUGUAUUUCGAUCGGGAUGUGCAAGGAGUUAGAGAAUUGUUUCGUAAAAAGUUUGGAUACGAGAGCGAAGAAUUCCCGAAAUUUACGGAUUUGGAACGGGAGGAUGAACUAGAUAAGGAGGUGUUGUGUUCUGGAUAUGGCUUUACCAAAGAAAUGGAGGAGGACAUUCUGAAAGAAUAUCAUCAGGAUAGUGGAGCAGAUGAUAGUGAUGAAGCCAGCGAUGAUGAUUAUCAGGACAGCGUAACAGGGGAUUUGGAUGAGAAGGAAAUCGAAGAAUGUAGGAAGAAGCUUGAAGAUGAAAUCAAGUUCUCGGAGGAGAAGCCAGCAUCCAAACAAGAGGACAAGAAUUCAAGUAUUCUGAAAUAUAUUGCCUCUAUGUCAGCUGAAGAAAUGGAUAAGCCUUUCAAUGAUGAUGAGGAAGAGAUUUUCAAGGAUGCACUCCAAGAUAAUUUGGCAUCUUCCCCAGUACCUAUUUCAGCAAUAGAAUCAAUUCUUCCGCACCCAGAACAAACGCACGAAAAUCUUGCAAACAAUGACGCCGAUGAUGGCGCAUCUAUCAGUUCGGACGAACUGAUCACUAACGAGCAGGAUGACAAGUUGGCCGAGCUUGAUCCCAACUCUCGUGAAUAUCGUAUGAUAAUGGUUCGAAAAUUGCUGGACGAUGCGAGAAGUGCGCGGUCAUAUUCCACCACGGCCAGCACCAUUGCACCCUCUGUGGUGACGGACCGGGUGAAAGGAGGUAUCCGACAGCAGGAAAAGAAGGAUCAAAAGAAGCGCGCCGUUCCAAAGGGAGAGGCUAGUGCUGUUCGGCGAAUGCGGAAAGAUAACAACUGCAUUGUCAAGGAGUACCGAGGGUGGGACUUUUGAAUUAGGUAAGUCAAGUUUAGUUCUAUAUUGUUUAUAAUUAUAUAUUACGUAUAGAAUAA